AUGGUUUCUCCUUUCAUUGCAAUUAGUGCGGUGUUAGUUUUGAGCCUAGUGAUCUUUAAACCUUUCGCUCGGUGUGUGGAUGUGCAAGGGAAGAAAGACGAAAGUACUUCAGAUACAGCCCAUGGGUCUGCAAAGCUGGCUGCAAAGUCAGAAUCGAGAAAGAAAUACUUCCAUCAGAUUAGGAGGGUACAAAAAUACAAGACGGUUCAAGAACGGCUUGAGGCAAAGCAUAGAGAUAUAAGCAAGUACCAACAUCAGUUCACCAAUAAGGGCAUCGCCGAGGAAUCAAGGCGAGUAGCUAAGAGGAAGCCAGAAGAAGGAGGCGACCCGCUCAAUAAAGGGAAGAAGCCCAAACUUCUAACUCGAGCGGAGAGAAAGGCUGCAGAAAUAAGAGCAACAAACAUGGCAGCUAUGUCACAACUAACAACAAUGCCCAAAUUUAUGCAAAAGUUGAAGGAGGGUGCUACUUCUUCCACCCAAAAGUCAAAACCAUCACCUGACAAAGGCGCAGAAGUGGUCCUAUUUCUGGUGUUGGCUAUCAUCAUUCCACUCUCUUUCGAGACAAGCUCUAAUAGCGGUAUUUCCAAGACAGACGAGCUUAAUGAUCAGCCAAAAUCACCCAAACAGCUGAUUACCAAACCAGCCGCCAAAAGGAAAAGAGAGUGGAUGACCCAAAUACAAAAGGUUCGAAAGUAUAAAAGUCUUACAGAGAGACACGAAGCAAAAAAGAGAGCUGAUAGUAGAUACCAAAAGCAAUUUACAAGCCAAGGUAUUGCAAAAGCUGAUCGUUUCAGGGAGUCAAAGUCAGAAAGAGCCCAGAAAGCAAAGAGCCGAAGAGAAGCAGAUAACGAACAAAGACGUCUUUCAGUUUCUGCUGAAAUUCGAGCUAUCGACAUUAAAGCAGCGAAUGCGGCAGCCAUGUCUCAAAUAAUUGGAAGACCAAAUUUAGAGCAAGAAUCAAGAAUGAAAGCUUCCUCCUCCUUCAAUGAAGGGAAACAUGAUUCUCACGAGAAGGUCAAGGACUAA
Messenger RNA from Meira miltonrushii, 1026 nucleotides. RefSeq lists its product as uncharacterized. NCBI's taxonomy places the organism in Eukaryota, Fungi, Basidiomycota, Exobasidiomycetes, Exobasidiales, Brachybasidiaceae. The transcript has 6 exons. The coding region runs from base 1 to 1026 and encodes 341 amino acids. The record is from RefSeq and is a predicted model, not a curated record.